This is a messenger RNA of Patella vulgata (common limpet), 3634 nucleotides long. RefSeq names its product ferredoxin-fold anticodon-binding domain-containing protein 1 homolog. NCBI's taxonomy places the organism in Eukaryota, Metazoa, Mollusca, Gastropoda, Patellidae. Gene Ontology annotation, biological process: rRNA base methylation. Gene Ontology annotation, cellular component: cytoplasm. The transcript is spliced from 5 exons. Bases 78 to 1829 code for a protein of 583 amino acids. The record is from RefSeq and is a predicted model, not a curated record. Gene Ontology annotation, molecular function: rRNA (uridine-N3-)-methyltransferase activity.
CAAGAACCCAUGUGGAAUUAAAGUUUUGACUCUUGAGUUCAUAUAAUUGUUUUAACCCUUUAAUUAAAGUUUUGUCGAUGAAUCGCCAAACAGAAGGUCUCGUGUUAUUGGUUGGGGAAGGCGAUUUCUCAUUAUCGCUGUCUUUAUCACAACAUGGGAAAUUUGGAAGUGAACAAAUGAUUUCUACAUCUAAAGAAAGUCGAGAUUCAAUAUGCAAACACCAAGCUGCACAAAGUAACAUCCAGUUCCUACAAGACAAAGGAGUUAAAAUCUAUUUUGAAGUUGAUGCAAGACAAUUACAUUCAGAUCAGUGUAUGCUAAGGAAUAAACAGUUUUCAAGAAUUGUUUUUAAUUUCCCACAUUCUGGUGGAAAAUCAAAUCACAAAAAGAACAGAACUCUGCUAAAUGACUUUUUCCUCAGUGCAUCUAAGGUUCUUGAUGAUAGAGGUCAAAUUAUGGUAACCUUAUGUAAAGGUCAAGGUGGGACACCUGCUGAUAAACCAAUGAGAGCCUGGCAUGACAGUUGGCAAGUUGUUUCUAUGGCAGCCAACUCUAGUUUAAUUUUGAGAGAAAUCAUUCCUUUUUAUGCCUUGGAAUAUUCAGUUUACAACAGUGUUGGAUACAGAAGUCAAGAUAAAGGUUUUAAUACAGAUGGUGCUUUAAUACAUGUAUUUGAACUAUCUGAUAGUGUUACCGUACCAUCAGUAUUUAAUACAUCACUUGUAUAUAACGAUCAACAUUACUCUUGCUCUCAAUACCUACAUGAUAAACUUAACAGAAACAUUGUGGAAGACUGUGGUCAUCCUCUAUCACAUAUAAAGACAAAAUUAUUAGAUCAUCUUGCUCAAGAUUUACAUAUCAGUUUCUCAUCUUAUUCUCUGCCUUGUUUUAUUCCACACACAUAUACUGAUGGCUAUGAUUAUAAAUAUUUUAUAUUAAAACAAAUUCCAAGCAAAAUUCCUGCAGACACUAAUAGCUCUAGUACUGUUGCUAAUGGAGAUGCCAAUCAUUCACAUUCAACACGUAUUCGAAUAAGAACAUCACUCUUUGAGCAGACAACAGCUAUGUUAGAAGGAUUGGAUAAAUGUAUUGUUACGUCUGGUCUUGUGACAAAACCAUGUGUUAUCUCCCCUAAUAAGCUUCCUGUCCAUCAUGAACUUUUGAUAGUUUGUCCAUUUAAUUCUUUACCAUCUUUAGACUUUGACUCAUUCUCUCAAAAAGUGUGUCAUUCUCUUGGAACUCUAUUUCACAAUCCAGAAGAUCUUCAGAUUACCAAAUCUGCAGAGAUUUGUGUUACAGAUGCUGAGAUGGAUAUAGAAGACAAAAGAGAUAUCACUUUCAGGCAGACAGAAAGGGCCGAAAUAUUACAAGUAGCAUCAGUGGUAUUGUUAAAUAAUUGUUUUAUUGUGAUAUUUAAUUUGGAUAAACUGACGUGUCUUGUUCAUGGAAUCGAUCAACAACGAUUACUCUGGUCCAAAGAUUACAGAUUCUAUGAACAAUUUAACGACAAAUUAAAACCACUGACAAAAUUUCAAUCUUUUUACAUUUAUCCCAUGACCUUUCACCAUGACAUCAGCUUUUGGGAAAAGGAUGGAGAGGAAAUUGAGGAAAUGAAAAUGUAUGAAAUAAUAUGUGAUGUUGCAGGAGAUGUUGUCAAUAAGGUAGAAUUAUUAGACAGGUACAAAGACAAUAAUACUCAACAACAAGGCCGAUGUUAUCGCUUUACUUACGUUUCAUAUGAUAAAGCUUUAUCUUAUAUUACCUCAUGGAAACUCCAAAGUGUUUUAAGGCUGGAAAUCAAUAAAAGAAUGGGAAUCAUACUCAGAUGAUUUCAAGCAUUGUAAGCUUCUCUAAUACAAAGGGGUGGUAUCAGGUGUUCUAGAAAGUAAGUAUAUUCUUCCUUGUGGGGGCCAAACUGAUGUGAUACUUUGGACUUUGAUUUCAGAAGUCAAAGUGACACGGUAGAACUUAACCUUGAGACAAUGGCUUAUGUUUUUUGUUGAAUUAUGUAUAUAUGUGUUUACUCCCAUCUACUUUUUGUUUAAAUAUCCAAAAUAAAUGAAAAUUAUUUUUUAUUUUUUUUUAAAGUUAAUUUGAUCACCAGUGUGUUUUGGUGCUUUAUUCUGCUGUUAUUAAAUGCGUACAAAUCAAAUUCUAUUAUUUGUAACUGUCUAUGUAUAAAAGAGUACCCGUCUUUACAGGCUGGUUAUGGCAAUACGUACGGUGAAUAGUUACAUGUUUUUAGUUUGCUUCUUCAAGUUUGUGUAUCUCAAAAAUUUGGUGGUCAACCUCAUACAACUUUUGGUGCAAAGACAUGGCCAUUUGUUUUUCUGUCUGUAUUGAAAAGCAUUCAGCCAAACGAAAAUUUGGUCAAAAGUUGGAGCCGGACAAAGAGGCCAGAAUUGACAUUGAAGUCAAUGGGGAAAUUAAUGGUGGUCUGCAUCCUUUUAUCGAAAGAGUUAUCUCCCUUGACACAUUAUUUAGAUCUUUUAUGGGUUUAUUAAUAAUAAUAAUAAUCGAUUUGAUCAAAAUUAAUGUCAAUGAUUCUCAUUCAUCUGAUAAAUUAUUUCUUUUCUUUCUAAAAUAGUUAUCAAUAAAUACGAUAGCUAAAUGUUUCAUCGCAAUGGGGGCCAGUGUUAUUUAGACUUAUAGUUAUCUCCCUUGACACACUAUCUUUACACAGAUCACCAUUUUUAUUUUUUCCCCCCUUUUUCCCUUUUCCGCCCUUUGUUCGAUCUUUUGGUGUGAAUCGAAGAAAGGGGUUUGGAUAUACAUUUUCUGCCAGGUUUUGGUGAAUACGAGAGUUAAGAGGUUGGUUAGGUUGAAAUGCAGGGCGGACAGUUGCAUGUUAUUUUUAUGCCACUUCCAGCUUGUGUAUGUCAAGUUUUCCAUGGCGAAUCUCAUACCUGCUUUUGUGCAAGAGGUUGCCACAUGUUGCUCCAUCUGUGGUAGAAAGCGUUUUAUCCAACGAUAAUUUGGAGUCGGCCUUAGAGAUGAGAAUUAACAUUAAGUCAUAUGUAAGAGUUUGAGGCGAAAUUGGAUAGUUACCAGUUUACUAGUAUGCUACUUCCAGUUUGUGUAUCUCAAGAUUUCCAUAGCUAACUUCAUAAUUGCUUAGUGUUUUUGGUGCGAGGUACUGCGAGGAAAGAUAGCAUAUUUAGGGAGGCAUCAUGCUAAAAAGUAGUUCAGCUCUGAACUUAGGUCCCAUUACACUCGCCCUGUACGUUCAGGAAUCGCCCUAUUGAAUCCUUGUCGAAAAAAUAUUGGCCCCCAGUCAAUUUUACUGGGGAUUUUUUUACUGCUGUGAACGCCUGAACAAUGUAAAGGAACAUUUUAGUAAGAAAAUAAGACCUUGCUUACCUAGCUAGGGUCAGUAUGUGCAACACAACACGCUGUUAAAAAUAUUACAUUAUUAUAUCCGUUGCAACCCAUUUGUGUCCAUUUUAGUUGCCAAAGAAUAGAGAUUUAGCUCCUUUUACUAAACUGACGAUGAUUGAUAUGAAAACAAGACAGAAGUGUUGUAUUGACAACAACACUAACAGGAAGGUAUCCCACCCCCCUGCACCAGUGAAAGACUUUUUACGUGGAAAUAAUGAAGACAAAACUUCUUUAAGUAUACGUGAGGUAGACAAAU